Messenger RNA from Paramecium pentaurelia, 538 nucleotides. NCBI's taxonomy places the organism in Eukaryota, Ciliophora, Oligohymenophorea, Peniculida, Parameciidae. The record is from the annotation of a GenBank genome assembly.
GAUGUCUUGGAGAAAACCAAAAGUAAUUCAUUAAGAAAGUGGAAAUGGCUAUGAAAUAAGAGGAUUCGUUGAACCAACAUUCAAAAGAGUUCCUCAUUGUCACAAUGAUGAUGAUAUCGAUGUAGACAUUCCAAAUGGUGACCUUGAAUUUGGUAAGAUAAUGUACGGAUAAGCAUGUGCUGGUUGUCAUGAUUUAGGUAUUCAUUAAUGUUUAAUUUUUUUAUAGAUAGUGAUCUUGAUCAAGGACCAGCUUUGAGAAAUGCUUUUUUAAGAAGACUAGGAUCAAAUAAGAAAUUUUCUAAUUAUGGAUGGGAUUUAAGAGCAAGAAGAUUGUAUUGGACGAGGAAAUUGUUAUGGGAUUUCUUGUAAAACCCAGAGAAAAUGUUUUUAGAUACUAACAUGCAAUUUGAUGGAGUACAUAAAUAAUUAUAUUUAUAGAUUCAAGACCCAAGAACUUUAGGUAGUAUAAUUGACUACAUGUAAUAUUUAACAGUGUAUACUUAUGAUCACCGAGGGUCAAAAAGACCUAUCUUUUGAA